Messenger RNA from Chlamydomonas reinhardtii, 2494 nucleotides. RefSeq lists its product as uncharacterized. The record is from RefSeq and is a predicted model, not a curated record. Gene Ontology annotation, molecular function: pyridoxal phosphate binding; catalytic activity. Lineage: Eukaryota; Viridiplantae; Chlorophyta; Chlorophyceae; Chlamydomonadales; Chlamydomonadaceae. The transcript is spliced from 9 exons. Gene Ontology annotation, biological process: biosynthetic process. The coding region runs from base 260 to 1537 and encodes 425 amino acids.
UUUCUGAACUCCUGGAAGAAACACCACGCCUUGCAAUCCAUCUGCACGCUGAGAGCGAGCCGCCGAGUUUUCCUCCUCUCUCGUCUUGUAAUCAACGCCUACCUAAUACCACUUUCCCCAAAGGGGUAUUGCCAUGCAAUCCAUUUAUUCGCACGCUCUUCAGCGUCGGCCUUUCCAGGGUUCUAGCAUCGGGCGCAAGGCCGUGAGCCCGGCGCAGCCGAUCUCUUGCCCCGCCAACGCUUCUCGUAGCACUGUUGCAAUGUCUGCCGCUGCUGCGCCUGCUGGCGCUGUUAAGGUGGACACAACGUUGAACCCGCUGGUUGCAUCCGUGAAGCCUUCAAAGACGAUGGCGCUCACGGACCUGGCUACCUCUAUGAAGGAGUCUGGCAUUGAUGUGAUCGGCCUGGCUGCCGGCGAGCCCGACUUCGACACGCCCGCCGCCAUCGUGGAGGCGGGUGUGGCGGCGCUGCGGCAGGGCUACACGCGCUACACGCCCAACACCGGCACCUCGGCGCUCAGGAAGGCGAUUUGCAAGAAGCUCAAGGAGGACAAUGGACUGGAGUACUCGCCGGAUGAGAUCGUGGUGUCCAACGGCGCCAAGCAGUCCAUCUGGCAGGCCGUGCUCGCCACCUGCUCGCCCGGGGAUGAGGUGGUGAUCCCGGCUCCCUACUGGGUGUCGUACACGGAGAUGGCCCGCCUGGCCAACGCCACGCCCGUGGUGGUGCCCACCACCCCCGAGCAGGGCUUCCUCAUGAGCCCGCAGCAGCUGGAGGCGGCGCUCACGCCCAAGAGCCGCCUGCUCAUCCUGUGCACGCCCUCCAACCCCACCGGCGCCGUCUACCCCAAGGAGCACCUGGAGGCGCUAGCCGCCGUGAUCGCCAAGCACCCUCGGCUGCUGGUGCUGAGCGACGAGAUCUACGAGUACAUCACCUACGCCCCCGCCACCCACGUCAGCUUCGGAGCGCUGCCCGGCAUGUUCGAGCGCACACUCACCGUCAACGGCUUCUCCAAGGCCUACGCCAUGACGGGCUGGCGCCUGGGCUACCUGGCGGCGCCCAAGCACUACGCCAAGGCCGCCGCCAUCAUCCAGUCGCAGUCCACCAGCGGCGCCUCCUCCAUCAGCCAGCAGGCGGCGCUGGCGGCGCUGGCGCUGGGGCCCGGCGGCGGCGAGCCGGUGCAGGCCAUGGUGCGCGCCUUCCGCGAGCGAAGGGACUACGUGUCGGCGCGGCUCAAGGCCAUCCCCGGCGUGAACCUGGCUGAGCCCGCCGGCGCCUUCUACGUGCUGCCCGAGAUGAGCGCCUUCUUCGGGCCGGGCGCCGCGGCACAGGGCUUCGGGGCCGUGCCCGACAGCGACACCUUCUGCCGCUACCUGAUCGAGGUGGCCAACGUGGCGGUGGUGCCUGGCGACGCCUUCGGCGCGGACAGCUGCAUCCGCAUCUCCUACGCCGCCAGCCUGGAGACGCUGGGCAAGGCGCUGGACCGCAUCGCCGCCGCCCUGGACCCGGCGGUGUACACCUUGCGCACCGACAGGCAGUGAGCAGGCGAGCGAGGAGCCAGGCGGCUGAGGGAAGGGGGGAAGAGGGCGAGCGGGCGGUGUGUGAUACAUGAUAUGUGUGUGUGGGGCGGGGGGGGGUCAGGGGGUUUGGGGGAUUGUUUGCUUGCAUGCCAAACAAGCCAGGACCUGGAACCAGCACUCGCGGUGUGGAGGAGGUUUGGCCUUAACCUUGGAUGCCGUGUUCCCUGUUUUUGGGGGGUGCAGUGGCAGCGAGAGGUGGAUGAGUAAAGUGUUGGCGGGAGGUGAAGUUGCGGUGGCAGAAGCUGUGGUAGGAGGAGGAGGUGGGGCGGCGGUAUGGGGGGGUGGCUGGUAGGGCGGGCGAGGGGCUGUGGAGGAGGUACAGUGGCGCCCGCAUGCGGCCGGGUGGUUGGGGGUGUUGGAGGGGAGGCGAGCGGAGCACGAGCGCAUGGCGUGCCUGUGGGCCGAAAGGAGGGGGGGCGUGCUGGUAAGGAAUUGAAGUGAAGAGGGCGUGCGGGGGCGGGGGGAUGUGGGGCUUAACGUAAUGCUGAUGUCAGAGAUAAGUUGGGGCGCAUGGAGUGCGCGCGAGUGAACCUGAGUGAUCUCAGGUCCUGCGCGUGCGCCUGUAACCCCCACUGCGCCCAUCUAUGCGUUCGACCCGGAGUGGGGCGCUGACGGCCUAGGGGUGGGCGGCAGGCGAGAGGACGCGAGGCGCGCGCAUGCACGAAUCAGGGGAGGCACGGCUAUGUGUGUUUGACACUCUCAGACGGGCCAGACGGGCCAAAAAAGGUGAAAAAUGUCGUGGUGUUUUGUCUGCAAGGCCGGGGGCGUCACCGGUGCGGCGUUCGCUUGCGUGCGCAGCGUUCGCGCUCGUGCGGGUUAUGUCAGGGCAAGCAGCUUAGCGCCGCUGCAGAUUUCCCCUAACGCCUCAGCGGUCGUUCCUCACCAGAGCCAAGCAUCGAUGUGUAACCUGAAAAGUUU